AUGGUCUCCUGGAUUUUUAUCUUCUGGCUCUUGCAAAUUCCAAAAUUUGUUUCCAAAAGGAUAUAUAAUAUCAGUAGAUGUUAUUACAUAAUCCCUGAAGAAUUUCACCAUGAAGGAGAUGUUGUGAUUGGUGCAUUUUUCCCUCUUCAUACUUUCUACACUGACAAGAAAACAGUACAUUCAACUAUACCAUAUCAAUAUAUGGACUAUUACAUACAGUAUAACUUUAAGAACUACCAGUAUAUUCUGGCUCUGCUGUUUGCCAUCGAGGAGAUCAAUGGGAACCCCAAUCUUUUACCCAACAUAUCUCUUGGAUUUGAUUUCUACAAUGUCAGAUUCACUGAGAAGUACACUCUUGAUAAUGCUUUUAUUUGGCUCACAGCUCUUGGGCAGAGAAUGUAUUUACCUAAUUACAAUUGUAAAGAGAGAAAUUUCACUGCUGCACUCACAGGAACAUCAUGGAAAACAUCUGCCCAAAUUGGGACAUUGCUUCAACUCUUUAAAUUUCCACAGAUUACCUUUGGACCUUAUGAUCCUCUCUUGGAUGACCAUGAUCAGUAUUCUUCUCUCUACCAGAUGGCCCCCAAGGAUGGCUAUCUUUCACUUGCCAUUGUUUCUUUGAUGGUUCAUUUUAGGUGGUUGUGGGUUGGACUCAUACUUCCAGAUGACCACAAAGGAAAUAAACUACUAUCAGAUUUUAGGGAGGAGAUGGAGAAAAAAGGAAUCUGCAUAGCUUUUGUAAAAAUGAUCCCAGACACAUGGAUCAUAUAUUUUGACAAAUUCUGGGAAAAUAUGAAUGGGACAAAUGUAAUAAUUAUUUAUGGUGACACUGAUUCUCUAGAAAGUGUGAUGAGAAAUAUUGAACAAAGGCUAUUGACAUGGAAUGUCUGGGUAAUGAACACUGAACCUCAUGUUAUUGACAGAGCUGAUUAUUUCAUGUUAGACUCAUUCCAUGGAAGCCUAAUUUUUAAUCACAAGUAUAGAGAGAAUUUUGAGUUUAUUAAAUUUAUUCAAACAGUUAAUCCUACUAAAUACCCAGAAGACAUUUAUCUUCCUAAGUUGUGGUAUCUCUUCUUCAAGUGCUCAUAUUCUGACAUUAAUUGUCAUAUUUUGGACAACUGUCAAACCAAUGCUUCUUUGGAUGUAUUACCUAGUCACAUACUUGAUGUGGCCAUGAAUGAAGGGAGCACAAGUAUUUACAAUGGUGUGUAUGUAGUGGCACACAGCCUCCAUGAAAUGAGACUUCAGCAACUUCAAAUGCAAUCUUUUGAAAAUGGCAAAGAGAUGGUGUUUUUUCCAUGGCAGCUGAACACUUUCCUGAAGGAGAUUGAAGUGAGAGACAAAAGGAGUUUGGAUUGGAGACAGACAAUAGAUGCAGAAUAUGACAUUCUUAACCUUUGGAAUUUACCAAAGGGUCUUGGAUUAAAAGUGAAAAUAGGCUCUUUUUCUGCAAAUGCUCCCCAGGGUCAACAGUUGUCUUUAUCUGAACAAAUGAUACAAUGGCCAGAAAUAUUUUCAGAGAUUCCUCAGUCUGUGUGCAGUGAGAGUUGUGGGCCUGGAUUCCAGAAAGUAACCCUGGAGGGCAAGGCCAACUGCUGCUACAAAUGUACUCCUUGUGCAGACAAUGAGAUUUCUAAUGAGACAGAUGUAGACCAGUGUGUGAAGUGUCCAGAGAGUCAUUAUGCAAAUACAGAGAAGAACAACUGCUUCCAAAAAACUGUGAGCUUUCUGGCCUAUGAAGAUGCCUUGGGGAUGGCUCUGGCCAGCAUAGCUUUGUGCUUAUCUGCACUCACUCUCUUUGUUAUUGGCAUCUUUGUGAAACACAGAGACACUCCUAUUGUCAAGGCCAAUAAUCGAGCCCUGAGUUAUAUUUUGCUCAUCACACUCACCUUCUGUUUCUUAUGUUCUUUGAACUUCAUUGGCCAGCCCAACACAGCUGCCUGCAUCCUUCAGCAGACCACCUUUGCAGUUGCUUUCACUAUGGCUCUUGCCACUGUAUUGGCCAAAGCUAUUACUGUGGUCCUUGCCUUUAAGGUCAGCUUUCCAGGGAGAAUGGUAAGGUGGCUAAUGAUAUCAAGGGGUCCAAACUACAUCAUUCCCAUCUGCACCCUGAUCCAGCUUCUUCUUUGUGGAAUAUGGAUGGCAACAUCUCCACCAUUCAUUGACCAAGAUGCUCAGACUGAAUAUGGCUACAUCAUCCUUUUCUGUAACAAGGGCUCAGCUGUUGCCUUCCACUCUGUCCUGGGAUACCUCUGUUUCUUGGCACUUGGGAGUUAUACCAUGGCCUUCUUGUCUAAAAAUUUGCCUGAUACAUUCAGCGAAUCAAAAUUUCUGUCAUUCAGUAUGCUGGUAUUCUUCUGUGUCUGGGUCACCUUUCUUCCUGUCUACCACAGCACUAAAGGGAAGGUCAUGGUGGCUAUGGAAGUAUUCUCUAUCUUGGCUUCCAGCACAGCACUCCUUGCCUUCAUAUUUGGUCCCAAGUGUUACAUUAUCUUGUUGAGACCAGAGAAAAAUUCAUUUAAUCAUAUCAGGAAGAAAGCACACACUAGAGGGAAGAAUUUUCCUAAAAUAUAA
Molecule: messenger RNA, 2574 nt
Organism: Mastomys coucha (southern multimammate mouse)
Lineage: Eukaryota; Metazoa; Chordata; Mammalia; Rodentia; Muridae
Product: vomeronasal type-2 receptor 116-like
Exons: 6
Coding region: 1-2574 (857 amino acids)
Biological process (GO): G protein-coupled receptor signaling pathway
Cellular component (GO): membrane
Molecular function (GO): nucleic acid binding; G protein-coupled receptor activity; nucleotide binding
Source: RefSeq, a predicted model, not a curated record